CACACCUCCCCUUCCCAGCACUGCACCACCAACUAGCACUGUCUUGUUAAAAUCAGAUGUUACUUGGAACAGCACUGAUACUGGACAUUUCAAGUAAGAGACAGCAAUAUCCCUGGUUUGUGAAACUGCUGCGGGACGAGGAAGUUGUCCAGUUUUGCUUUUCUAAACUACAUUGAAAUCUGCAGACCACCUAAACAUGAAGACUGCCACGGUUCUAAUAUUCUUCUUCACUAUUUCUUUGUCUAAUAUGCACCUUCAGGAGCACAAAGAAAAGACGCAACAAGAAAGAACAUCAUUUGCCAGCUACCCAGCAGGACCUAAAGAAGACUGGGCCACCAAAGAAAGGUCUAACUCCGCUGAUUAUGAAACUGCAAGUAGUAAGCCAGAAGCAGGAAGAUACACAAAACCUAAGAAAAAUAUAAUGAAAGACCAAGCAAACGUUAAUACAUGGCCGGGAGCUAAUGUAAUGUUCAAAGACUUUUUCGAAGCAUUUAAAAAGAUGUUGGAAAUGAUCCAGAACUGGAAUAACAAGUGUUACAGAGUUCCAGAACGAUGGCCCACUUGUUUAAAAGUAAGUCAACAGGACAAGAAACAUCUAGCAGACGCUUUAACGGAGCUUGGUUUCCUCAUCUACAAGACUAUAUCACUUCACAGCCAAGAGGACAACUUUGUGUUUUCGCCACUUAGUAUUUCAGCACUGCUUUCUCAGCUUCUUUUAGGGACUAGAGGUGAAACCAAAGAUCAGCUUGAAGAAGCCCUUCAGUAUCCCAAAGAUUUCACCUGUGUACAUGAGGCAUUGAAAAAGAUUUUAACUUCUAGACCCUUCCUGUCGGCUUCUCAAAUCUUCAUCCAUCCAGAUAUGAAGCUGUAUGAGUCUUUCCUCGAGCAGUCAGAUUUCUACUAUGGUAUACGUCCACAGAAGCUGACCAACGACAGUGCAAAAAAUGUACAGAUGGUCAAUAACUGGAUAUCAGAGUACACUAAUCACAAGAUCCCCGAGCUGGUUGAUGAUGUUUCCCCAGAUGUACAAAUGAUUCUUCUCAAUGCAGUAUACUUUCACUCAACAUGGAAGACUGUCUUUAACAAGUCAGAAACAGAGAACAAAGAGUUCUUCAAAACCAAAGAUAAAGUGAUUUUAGUUCCAACAAUGACAAGUGAAAAGUAUGAACUGGCAUCCACUACUGACCACUUACUGCAUGCCAAGGUUGGAAGAUUUCGCCUGUCUGAUAGCAGCAGUGUUAUCAUAAUAAUGCCACAGUCGAUAUCACAGCAACUGUCUGUAAUUGAGGCAAAGUUAACUUUGCCUAUAUUUUUGGCCUUGAUAAAGAAGCUUCAGAAAACCAGCUUCAGAGAAACAAUUGUUUCACUGCCUAAAUUCAAAGUGGACUUCAAGCAAGAUCUAAUGCCGAUAAUGGAGACUUUGGGCAUCAUGGAGACCGUCACUAGUCCUAACCUAUGCGGCAUGUCAAACCAAGCGGGCCUUUUUCUCACAGAUGCGAAACAUCGGGCUGUGCUGGAACUCAAUGAGGAAGGCGUGGAGGCCGCUGCUGCCAGCAGCAUCACCCUAUCACGAACAGCUAGUUUCUUUGAAGUGAAUCAGCCCUUCCUUGUGGUCAUUUGGGAUGACCAGCUAGCCUACCCCAUCUUCAUAGGAAGGGUUCAAGAUCCCAGCAUAAAAGCUUAAUACAACUGUUGUUUAUACACUUGUGCCAUACCUACAAGAGUAUUGGAUAAAGGGAGUUUACUUAUUGAGUUCCAUGAGAAAGCAAAAGUACUAAAAUAACAGUUUUGAUCAAAUUAUUGCAAGCACAUUUAGGUGGCAGAAUUCCAACAAGCAUAUUUACCCUGCUUAAUUUGAAAUUAACAUCUGAUGUCUAUCAAAUAUUUAUACUUUACAAAUCACACUUGACAUCUGAGGCAUACUCAUUUCAUGCCUGUCCUGUAUACACUGAACAAAGCAUGCAAAGUCAGCCAUUGUUAAGCCUGCACUGCAUGCAGUGAAUAAACUGUAUAAAAAUGAUAACUGCAAGGUCUGCCCUUUAUAGACUAAAAACCUGUACAAUGGAGAUAUUAAUUACUAAGUAAAAUGUUCAUGAAGGAACGGUAUUUGUACGUCUGCUAGCCACUUAGCCGCACAAAAAAAGUUAUGCAUUAUAUGUCCGUAAAUUCAUCCUUCUUGGAAAUUAAGUCAGUAAUUCUAAUUUGAUCAUAUGCGACUGAAGGCAGCACCUAGAAACAGCUGUAACAGCUAUGGCUAAGUCUGUCUCAUACAUACUGAAAGUAGAGCUGGCUUGUGGAUUAUCACUGUUAAACUGCCCAAGUUUAAGACAUUUAAUCUGAAUUAAGUUAUCAAAUACGUAUCACAUGGGUGCUGUCAUAUUUAGGUACCCUCACACGAGAGUCCUUGGGAGCUGCUAAGAAAGUAACCAUUUCAACUACAUCAACUUCAAGAGUGAGAAAUUAAUAGGGUUGACCUUGUACUCUCAGGAUAAUAAUCCACACUGUAAUCAUCUGUGGUCUUUAUGUUGGAUGGUGCACUCCCAAAAGGAAAAAAACACCAUUUUAGACCACAAUUAUGAUGCUGAACAGUUUUUUUCUCCUCAGUCUUGUUAGUGUUACUUGCUUCUGAAUGCUGCACAAAUUGCUGACGCAGCCUUGUCUUAGAUGGGAUACUGUGUAGUAUGCACACAUAAACCCAUUUCACGCCAGGCUGCUGAAGCAAUAUGCAUAGUACAUCACCUCAGCGAGAAAAUGUCCCACUCAAGUGCAGGGUAUUAUUACAUGCUGUUUAAACUCACAAUGGCAGGAUAUAGUUAAUCACUAGUUUUAGGACUAGUAAUUAAAUAAUCACUACACCAGCUAAAGAAUGCAGUGCAGCCUUUUUUAGCAGAUUUUACUUAUACAGGCUGUAGCAAAAGUAGGGAGUUAAACUCCACUAAGCCUGUCUUCUGCACCUGAACAGCACUAAGGAUGUGUGCAUUACUGAGUGUGCCUUAUAAACAACGGAUAACAGCUCUGUGUCAGAAUGCGUUUCUGAACUGGUCACAUAUACACCUAAGGGAUGCUGCAUUUCUGAACUGGUCACAUAUACACCUAAGGGAUGCUACAUUUCUGAACUGGUCACAUAUACACCUAAGGGAUGCUGCAUUUCUGAACUGGUCACAUAUACACAUAAGGGAUGCUGCAUUUCUGAACUGGUCACAUAUACACCUAAGGAAUGCUGCAUUUCUGAACUGGUCACAUAUACACAUAAGGGAUGCUGCAUUUCUGAACUGGUCACAUAUACACCUAAGGAAUGCUGCAUUUCUGAACUGGUCACAUACACACCUAAGGGAUGCUGCAUUUAUGAACUGGUCACAUAUACACCUAAGGAAUGCUGCAUUUCUGAACUGGUCACAUACACACCUAAGGGAUGUUAAGCACUGAUACUUGGAGGCAGCAGCUUUAUCUUUGCAUGCUGUGAUGGGAGUUAGUUGCAUUGUUUGUGGUGUACAAAUGACCAUUGUAGAGCUUUCCUAACCUUCAAAUCUUUUUUUGAUCCCAGCUCCCAUUAAAUCUCUCUAAAGUUACUAAAUGAUGACUAAUAGCUACAGGAACUCUCAGUGACAUAUUUAAAAAAACUAUAUUAAAAAGAUGUUUAAGCUUGCUUAUAUUCCUUCAUAAUUUUUGUAGCAGCAAACAAGAUUAUAAUAUUUUAGAAUUUGAGCAACAUUCCUAUCUGAAGCAUCAGUAUUUGUCAGUAAAAAUAAAUCAUUUACCUAUCAUUUUUGUAAUAUUAUAUUACUGACAAUUGAAUUAUAAUUUGUAUUUGCUUUCAUUGUAGUUUGGACUUCAAUAAAGAUUUAUUUUCAUCUUGA
Protopterus annectens (West African lungfish) is the source of this 3857-nucleotide messenger RNA. It is a transcript of the gene SERPING1, whose product is annotated as serpin family G member 1. Bases 197 to 1684 code for a protein of 495 amino acids. The record is from RefSeq and is a predicted model, not a curated record. Gene Ontology annotation, biological process: negative regulation of endopeptidase activity. The transcript has 10 exons. Gene Ontology annotation, molecular function: serine-type endopeptidase inhibitor activity. NCBI's taxonomy places the organism in Eukaryota, Metazoa, Chordata, Ceratodontiformes, Protopteridae.